Messenger RNA from Teleopsis dalmanni, 908 nucleotides. Its product is annotated as putative nuclease HARBI1. Bases 156 to 908 code for a protein of 250 amino acids. Lineage: Eukaryota; Metazoa; Arthropoda; Insecta; Diptera; Diopsidae. The record is from RefSeq and is a predicted model, not a curated record. The transcript has 4 exons.
GUAAGCAGCUGAUUUUGUUUACAUUGGAACAUGCAAAUGAAAUAUUUUCAAAAGUUCCAGUCGGUAGUUGAGUGUCCGCAAGUGUAGUGAAAUUCUGUGUUAUUUUUGUUGAAAGUGAAAUAAUUAACAAUAGUUUAAGUAAAUUAUUAACAAAUAUGUAUAAUCAAAAUGAAUUGACUGUGCAAGCUUGUAAUUUGUUUCUAAACAUAUUGCGCUUGUACAGCAUGAGAAAUCAAAUGCGCAAUAGAAGGUGGCGAGUUCGUCCUAUUAAUGUGGAUCGUGCUCUACAUGGCUAUUACCGAAAAACGUUUUUAGCCAUAAAAGAAAAAGAUAACGAAGAAUUUUUUAGUCAUACACGGAUGUCUAAAGAAUUAUAUACUUUAUUAUUGAAGUUAAUAGCUCCUUCUGCGACAAAAUGUGGGCAGCAAAUAAAUGCUGAUGAACGUUUAUCACUUACUCUUUUGUAUUUGGCACAUGGCGUCCCUUUACAGAGUUUAGCAUGGAGCUAUAAAUUGGGAAGAACUACAGUUAGAAACACCGUGUUGGAAAUGUGUGAUAUUAUUUGGCAACUACUAUCACCAAUAUAUUUAAGUGAACCUACAGAAGAGCAAUAUCGGCAUAUUGCAUCAGAUUUUUGGCAAACAUGGAACAUUCCAAAUUGUGUUGGUGCAAUUGAUGGCAAGCAUGUUGCUAUUAAAUGUCCUCGGGGAUCAGGUUCCCAAUUUUUUAAUUAUAAAAAAUUUUUUAGCAUCGUACUAAUAGCAGCUUGUGAUGCUAAAUACACUUUCACUUCGGCAAGCUUGGGAGCAUAUGGUAGUCAGAGUGAUGGAGGAAUAUUUCGAGUAACAAGAUUUGGUAAAGACUUGGCUGAAAACAAAUUACCGUUGCCUCGCAAGAUAACGGGAUAA